GCUAUGGGGGGCAAUACUGGCUGCAUGUCGUCCCCCCCACCCAUGGGUGCCCCCCCCCCAAGCCUGCGAGGUCCCUGGGCACCCGUUAAGCGCUGGCGGCACAGGUUGCUGCAUGGGCCGAGCCUCGGGGCCGCCAUGGGGCAGAGCGAGUCGGAGCCGCAGGAGGAGACGGAGGACUCGUCGCUGACGGCCGCGCUGCCCAAGCUCUUCGCCGAGGAGCAGCUGCCGACCGGCGCGGUGCUGGGGGCGAUGCUGGGGCUCGGUGUCUUCGUGGUGCUCGUCGCCGCCGCCAUCGCGGUGCUGGUCCGCAGGCUGCGCCUGAAAAAGGUGCCGGCUCAGGAGACACCCAAGUACCGUUUCCGCAAGCGGGACAAGAUGCUCUUCUACGGGCGCAAGAUCAUGCGCAAGGUCUCCCAGUCCACCUCGUCCCUGGUGGACACCACCAUUUCCAGCACCUCCCGGCCCCGCAUGAAGAAGAAGCUCAAGAUGCUGAAUAUCGCCAAAAAGUUCCUGCGCAUCAAGAAGGAGCUGCCCACGCUGCAGCUGAAGGAGCCUCCGCCCUCGGUGCUGGAAGCCGACCUGACCGAAUUCGACGUGGCCAAUUCCCACCUGCCCUCCGAAGUGCUCUACAUGCUGAAAAACGUGCGGGUGCUGGGGCACUUCGAGAAGCCGUUGUUUCUGGAGCUUUGCAAACACAUGAUCUUCCAGCAAUUCCAGCAGGGAGAAUACGUUUUCCGGCCCGGGCAGCCCGACACCAGCAUCUACGUGCUGCAGGAUGGCAAGUUGGAGCUCUUCCUGACGGAGCCGGACGGGAAGGAGACGGUCAUGAAGGAGGUGUUCCCGGGCGACAGCGUGCACAGCCUGCUCAGCAUCCUCGACGUCAUCACGGGGCACCAGCGGCCCUACCGGACGGUGUGCGCCCGGGCGGCAGAGGACUCCACCGUGCUGCGGCUGCCCGUCGAGGCCUUCUCGGCCGUCUUCGAGAAAUACCCCGAGAGCCUGGUGCGGGUGGUGCAGAUCAUCAUGGUGCGUUUGCAGCGUGUCACCUUCCUGGCCCUGCACAACUACCUGGGCCUCACGAACGAGCUCUUCAGCCACGAGAUGCAGCCGCUGCGGCUCUUCGCCCAGCCCAGCCACGCGGCCCGCACCAGCCCCGUGCGCCACAGCAAGCGGGUCCUGAGCGCUGCCGCCACCGACGAGGGCAGGGAAAACACAGCCAGGACACCAGAAGCAGCCAGGGACCUGGGUAAGACUCGGGUUGGGGUCACGUCCUGCUGGCAUCGCCGUUGUCCGGAUGCGUCCCCAGCGCUCAGGGCCACGUGUCACCCCACAGCCGACCCGCUGAAGGCAGGAGGUCUGGAUGCCCCCGCGCCGCCGUUGCUGAGUCGCUGCAUCUCGAUGCCGGUGGACAUCUCCGGCAUCCAAAGAGGUCCCCGCUCCGACUUCGACAUGGCCUACGAGCGCGGCCGCAUCUCGGUGUCGCUGCAGGAGGACAGCACCGGCGCCCUGGCCUCCUUCUCCCGGUCCAUCUCCCAUGAGCCCAAGGAGCGCAAGUCGGUGACGGUGGAGGAGCAGCCGUCGGGCGUCUACCACUACAACUACUGCGAGGACGAGACGGUGAGCGGCGACUGUCCCUUCGGGCCCUACCAGGGCCGCCAGAGCAGUGCCAUCUUCGAGGCGGCGAAGCGGGAGCUGGUGAAGCUCAUGAAGGUGGAGGACCCAUCACUGCUCAACAACCGCGUCUUGCUCCAUCACGCCAAGGCUGGGACAGUCAUCGCCCGUCAAGGGGACCAGGACGUGAGCCUCCACUUCGUGCUCUGGGGCUGCCUGCACGUGUACCAGCGGAUGAUCGACAAGGCGGAGGACGUGUGCCUCUUCCUGACGCAGCCCGGCGAGAUGGUGGGCCAACUAGCCGUGCUCACCGGCGAGCCCCUCAUCUUCACCAUCAAGGCCAACCGCGACUGCACCUUCCUCAAGAUCUCCAAGUCGGACUUCUACGAGAUCAUGCGGGAGCAGCCCAGCGUGGUGCUGAGCGUCGCCCACACCGUGGCCGCCCGCAUGUCGCCCUUCGUGCGCCAGAUGGACUUUGCCAUCGACUGGAUGGCGGUGGAGGCCGGGCGCGCGCUCUACAGGCAGGGCGACAAGUCGGACUGCACCUACAUCGCGCUCAAUGGGCGCCUCCGCUCCGUCAUCCAGAAGGGCAGCGGCAAGAAGGAGCUCAUCGGCGAGUACGGCCGCGGGGACCUCAUCGGCGUGGUGGAAGCCCUCACCCGGCAGCCCCGAGCCACCACGGUCCACGCCGUCCGGGACACGGAGCUGGCCAAGCUGCCCGAGGGGACCCUGAACAACAUCAAGCGCAGAUACCCCCAGGUCGUCACCCGCCUCAUCCACCUGCUGAGCCAGAAGAUCCUGGGAAACCUGCAGCAGCUCCGGGGCCCCUUCGCAGGCUCCGGCUUGGGCAUGGCCUCCAGCUCGGAGCCCACCAACCCCACCAGCAACCUGUCGACGGUGGCGGUGCUGCCGGUGUGCGACGACGUGCCCACGGCCGCCUUCACCCUGGAGCUCAAGCACGCGCUCAACGCCAUCGGUCCCACGCUGCUCCUCACCAGCGAUAUCAUCCGCGCCCGGCUUGGCUCAUCGGCGCUGGACAGCAUCCACGAAUACCGCCUGUUGGGCUGGCUGGCCCAGCAAGAAGACAUCCACCGCAUCGUGCUCUACCAAACCGACUGCACCUUGACGCCCUGGACCGUGCGCUGCAUCCGGCAAGCGGACUGCAUCCUCAUCGUGGGGCUGGGAGAGCAGGAGCCGGCGCUGGGAGAGCUGGAGCAGAUGCUGGAGAACACGGCCGUGCGCGCCCUGAAGCAGCUGAUCCUGCUGCACCGCGAGGACGGCGCCAGCCCUUGCCGCACCGUCGAGUGGCUCAACAUGCGCAGCUGGUGCUCGGGCCACCUGCACAUCAAGUGUCCCCGGCGCGUCUUCUCCCGCCGCAGCCCCACCAAGCUGAGGGAGAUGUACGAGAAAGUGUUUGAGAAAAACGCCGACCGGCACAGCGACUUCUCCCGCCUGGCGCGGGUGCUCACCGGCAACACCAUCGCCCUGGUCCUGGGUGGAGGCGGCGCCAGGGGUUGCUCUCACAUCGGGGUGAUCAAGGCCAUGGAGGAGGCGGGGAUCCCCAUCGACAUGAUCGGCGGCACCUCCAUCGGCUCCUUCAUCGGCGCGCUCUACGCUGAGGAGCGCAGUGCUGUGCGCACCAAGCAGCGGGCCCGCGAGUGGGCCAAGUGCAUGAAUUCGGUGUUCGAGACUGUCCUGGACCUCACCUACCCCAUCACCUCCAUGUUUUCGGGCUCGGCCUUCAACGCCAGCAUCAAUAAGGUUUUCCAGGAUAAGCAGAUCGAGGACCUGUGGCUGCCCUACUUCAACGUGACGACCGACAUCACGGCCUCGGCCAUGCGGGUGCACACGGAUGGCAGCGUUUGGCGCUACGUCCGAGCCAGUGCGUCUUAUACCCCCUACCUGCCUCCGCUCUGCGACCCCAAGGACGGCCACUGGCUCGUGGACGGCUGCUAUGUUAACAAUGUCCCAGGCUCGCUCUGGCGGUACGUGCGAGCCAGCAUGACCCUUUCCGGGUACCUCCCGCCCCUCUGCGACCCCAAGGACGGCAACUUGCUGAUGGACGGUGGUUACAUCAACAACCUGCCAGCCGACAUCGCCCGCAACAUGGGCGCCAAAACGGUGAUCGCCAUCGACGUGGGCAGCCAGGACGAGACAGACCUGUGCAACUACGGCGACAGCCUCUCAGGCUGGUGGCUCCUCUGGAAACGCCUCAACCCUUGGGCCGAAAAAGUCAAGGUCCCUGACAUGGCGGAGAUCCAGUCACGCCUGGCCUACGUGUCGUGCGUGCGGCAGCUGGAGGUGGUCAAGUCCAGCUCCUACUGCGAGUACAUCCGGCCCCCCAUCGACCGCUUCAAGACCAUGGAUUUCGGCAAGUUUGACGAAAUCUAUGACGUGGGCUACCAGCACGGUAAGGUGGUCUUCGACGGCUGGAGCCGCGGGGACAUCAUCGAGAAGAUGGUGAAGGACCGGCGCUCGGCUGACUUCUACGAAAGCAAGCGCAUGGACGUGCUGACGUGCCCCAGCGCCGGCUUCACGGACCUGGCGGAGAUCGUGUCCCGCAUCGAGCCCGCCAAGAGCUACCUGUCGGACGGUUACGCGGACGAGGAGUCUGACUACCUCACCGAGUACGAGGAAGAGGGGCUGGAGGUGGCGCGGGGCGAGGAGGAGGCUUUCGCCCCGGCCGAGUGGCCCGGGGCCUCCGAGACGGAGGACGAGAAGAGCCUGCGGCACCGGCCGAGCCCAGCGCGGGAGCCCUCCACACCCCAAGCCUGAGCCCCGCGGCACCCACCCCGGCACCCCAGGACGCCCCGACCACCCGGAGGAGCCACCUCUCCCUGCCGCUGUCCCAAAGCCCGGGUGGGGACACCGGCCGCCCGGGGACGCUCAAGGGACCCCCUUUCCCCUCCCGGCACCAUUGCACUGGCCCAGUUCCCCCUCGGAGGCCGAAGGCCGAGCACCCACCUCAUCCGGCGGGUGCCCCCGCGGGAUCCGUUUAGCCGAGGGGGAAAACGACUGCUGUAUAUUUUUUAUUAUUAUUAAUAUUAAUAUUAUUAAUAUUAUUUAAAAGGAA
Dromaius novaehollandiae (emu) is the source of this 4684-nucleotide messenger RNA. RefSeq names its product patatin like phospholipase domain containing 6 (gene PNPLA6). Gene Ontology annotation, biological process: phosphatidylcholine metabolic process. Bases 4 to 4386 code for a protein of 1460 amino acids. The transcript is spliced from 36 exons. Lineage: Eukaryota; Metazoa; Chordata; Aves; Casuariiformes; Dromaiidae. Gene Ontology annotation, molecular function: phosphatidylcholine lysophospholipase A1 activity. The record is from RefSeq and is a predicted model, not a curated record. Gene Ontology annotation, cellular component: endoplasmic reticulum.